AUGGGCGCUGAGGAUAAGACGACAAAGACCCAGCCCGAAAUGGGCCACCAGCAAGGGCAGGACAGCCCUGCGUCCAUUCGUGGCAUCGACGGCAACGAGAUCAGCAACAUCAACGAUGCCAAUGAUGAUAUCAUGGCCUCCAAGGAGCAACACUCAGACGAGCCCGUCCAAAACAUCUUCAACCAAGGCGGCAAGAACUACAGAACCCUCAGCAAGUGGGAUACAGUCUUUGUCCUCAUCACCAACCAGGUCGGCCUUGGUGUCCUGUCCCUCCCCGGUUGUCUUCAAGUCCUCGGUGUCGUCCCCGGCGUCAUUGCCGUCAUUGGUCUCGGCUGUCUCUCUGCCUAUACUGCCUACGAACUCCUCCAAUUCUACAGAAAAUACCCUCACGUGGUUAAUGUCGUUGACAUGUGUGGCAUCAUUGGCGGCAGACCUCUGGAGAUCGUGGCUGGAAUUGGGUUGAUGAUCAAGGUUAUGAUGACUUGCGCUUCUGCCAGCGUAACCUUGUCUGUCGCAUUCAACACCCUUAGUAACCAUUCCAUGUGUACUGUCAGCUUCGUCAUCAUCGCCGUCGUCGCCUGCUGGGUGUUGUGUCUUCCCCGAACCGUCAAAUUCGUCUCGCAAUCCGGAAUUCCAUCCACCAUCAGUAUUCUAGCCGCGGCGCUUGUCGUUAUGAUCAGCUUGGGCUUUUCCUCACCUUCGCAGGCUCCUCCUGGUUGGGAAAGAGAGAUCAAGGUCGUCGGUAAUCCAACUUUCCGUCAAGGUCUCAACGCCUGUCUCAAGAUCUGCUAUGCGUAUGCAGGAAACAUAAGCUUCGUUUCAUAUAUGGCCGAGAUGAAGAACCCCAGCCGAGACUUCCCCAUGGCUUUGGCCUGCCUUGAAUGCUUCUCCAUUACCCUUUACACUAUCGUCGCUGUGGCCAUCUAUUGUCUUGCCGGCGACUAUACUACCUCACCUGCUUUGGGAUCCGCGCCCAGGACCGCUGCGAAGGUCGCUUACGGACUCGUUUUGCCAUGUGUUUUCGCCACAGCCAUGGCUUUCGGUCACACUGGUAUCAAGUACAUGUACGUUGUUGCCAUGCGUGGCCUCAAGGCUACCCACCAAGUCACCGACCGAAGUGUCAAGUCGUGGAGCGUCUGGGUUAUCUGCGUGACCUUGUACUGGAUCAUUGUCUUUAUUAUCUCCAACGCUAUCCCCAUCUUCGAUUCCAUCCUCUCCAUCUCUUCAGCGACGACGAUUGCCUGGUUCACCUUCGGUCUCAGUGCCAUCUUUUGGUUCCACAUCAACAAGGGCCAAUACACGAAGAACUGGAAGAAGAUGGCUCUAUGUGUCAUCAAUGGACUUCUUAUUGUCCAGUCGUUGUUCAUGAACGGUGGUGGCCUAUGGUCAUCAAUUACCGAAUUACUCAACAUCUUUGAGAACGACUCCAGCAAGAUCCGCGGUACUUUCUCAUGCGGUGACAACUCUAUUUAG
Molecule: messenger RNA, 1473 nt
Organism: Fusarium pseudograminearum CS3096
Lineage: Eukaryota; Fungi; Ascomycota; Sordariomycetes; Hypocreales; Nectriaceae
Exons: 1
Coding region: 1-1473 (490 amino acids)
Biological process (GO): amino acid transmembrane transport
Cellular component (GO): vacuolar membrane
Molecular function (GO): amino acid transmembrane transporter activity
Source: RefSeq, a predicted model, not a curated record